Molecule: messenger RNA, 4718 nt
Organism: Onychostoma macrolepis
Lineage: Eukaryota; Metazoa; Chordata; Actinopteri; Cypriniformes; Cyprinidae
Product: leukocyte surface antigen CD53
Exons: 7
Coding region: 765-1346 (193 amino acids)
Cellular component (GO): membrane
Source: RefSeq, a predicted model, not a curated record
GCUUUUCACACUUAGAAUUGUUCAUCUCAGACCAUUCUAAACUCCGGGUUUGGCCUAUAUUUGAAAUGUUUAAAAUGUUCAGACUUUACAAGGUUUUUCAAGGUUUCUCUUUGGUAAAUCCCAUUUUAUUGUUCCUAUUUGCAUAUUUUCACUUACUGGUAGAGGCGGGGUUGACCUUCAUGAAACCUCUUACCUCAAAAGCAAAAGCAAAAAAAAAAAAAAAAAGGGAAAGUCUCAUAUAUAAACUAAAUAAUAAUAACCUAAAUAUAUAAACACAAAUUAAACUUAAGGAGAGAUCUUCUGUCUAAUAAAGAUUAAAUAUUAGGCUAAUUGUUUUUUGUUUUGUUUUCCGGAUGCUUUGAGGAUUAAAAUUAAAUGUAAAAAAAAAUUUAAACCUACAAUCAAUUAAACAAAUAUACAUUUUGUAAAUAAAACUUACCUAUAAUCAAAAUAUUACUGGACGAAUUCACAGCAAAAGACCUGUUGAAAUAAUGGACAUCAGUUGGGCUUCUUGCAGUCUGUACACCAGUUUUCCCUGAAUAAGUUAGACAAAUGGACAAUUUUUGGGUCAAACAUUAGGAAUAAAGCAGUUUUAUAAGUUUGACUUGUUAAUUUUCCCCUCAGACCAGCGUGAGCCGUGUACGUUUCCGUUGUCGUAAAAACUGUAUAAAUAUUUAAUGAGGUGAGGUAAGCGCUGUUCAGUUUAUGAUUGGUUGUUUGCCAAGGUUUGUGGGGCUACCGUCUUUGGACUGGGCAUCUAUUUGAUGACAUUCUCCAGGUUCUCUUCUCUACUCCCCAGUCUUCAGGAUAUGAACAUCGCAAACACACUUUUCAUCACUGGCAUCAUUAUCACCUGUGUCUCCUUCUUGGGCUUUCUUGGAGCCCUGAAGGAAAAUCGUUGCCUGCUUAUAUCUUUCUUCGUACUGUUGUUCAUUCUAAUGUUGGCUGAGCUGGCUGCUGCCUGCCUUUUGCUGAUGUACGAGACACAGAUUGAGAAAUUCAUUGAUAAAGAUCUUAAGGAAGGUUUAGACACAUCCAAAAAGAGCAGAGAAAAUGGAACAACUGUUGCAGAUGACUGGGACAAAGUGCAAAUGACUUUUCUUUGCUGUGGAAUCAAUAACUAUACAGAAUGGGGGACACAUGUACCGAAGUCAUGCAUCAACAAUACAAAUGAAACGCAUUAUUGGCCGCAGGGUUGUUUCACAAAACUGAAGGACACAUUUGAAAAAAACCUCUUGAAUACAGGGAUUGGCGUCAUUGUUGUCUGCGUUAUUGAGGUCUUGGGUAUGUGUUUCUCAAUGACCCUGUUCUGCCACAUAAGUCGAAGUGGGUUAGGAUACAAAUGAUCAAACACAAUGUUUCCAUAUUUCACAGUUUGUGUUUUUGAUAACUGUUGUCUCACAAAUACCCAAAGACAGCCAGUAAAAGACAAGAUGGCCAACAGUUCUUACAUGGAUGCUUGGUUCUAUAAUAUGUAUACGGUAUGUGUCCUCCUCUAAAAAACAGUGGUACAAAUCCAAAAUGACUGUAACUGCAUUAUUGUUAUUAUUAUUAUUAUUUUGCAUGUAUGAAUUACAGUUAUUAGAGCAGUUAAAUCAGGAAAAACUCUCAGCAGUACUAUUUUGCCAUCACAGCUUAAAAGGGGGUUUAGGGGGUUUUAGACGCUGAAUUCACCCACUUUCAUCUGCAUGUCAAGUUAUAAAGAGGGUAAGGUAGAUUUUCUAUGAUGAAUCAUCUUUACACAAAAAUAUAAUGGCAUAUUACACUGUAUAUAAGUACCGAUUCUAUUUCAGAUCAUAAUUAUUUUUGACCAAGUAUGUUCCUGUAAUUGACUCGUUAUAUAACUAUAAUUGACUUAUGUAGACUAUAGAAGAACAAUGCAAAGCAUUUAUUUCUGAUCACUUCCUUUUCUGAGUAGCUGUAGCAGUGACUAAACCAUGUGAUUUCCCAGAAUAUGCACACGGUGGAAACCACGUAUGCUUAUUUAAAACCAUGUACACCAUUUGUAAUGCAUAUUGUUUUUUUCCCUUUUCUUUUCUCUGCAAACCAAUGUAAAUUAAACUAAAACAGAAUGAAAAUGUUUUAUCUCCUUUUUGAAACAUUAAGGCAAAUACCAGAAUUAUGCUUAUGGUGGAUAGAGGAAGCACCACCCAAUAGCAAAUCAACACUUCCUCUAGUGUUAUGGUCAUGAUGGGUGGCUUGCAACAAUGCUUUCGGUUAUGAAAUUGCAUUUAAAGUUCACGGAAGUUGAAAUGUAGGUGGUCAACAGCAUUGAAAAAAAAAAAUUAAUGAAACCAAGCAUCAGAAUUCAACAGUUUUAUUUUAGAACAAAAUCCUGUCUCCACAAUAUUUAAGACCCAAAAAAACUAAAAAAUACUAAGAUUUCCUUUACAUGUUUUAAAAUAAUUUUGUUCUUUUUGAACAUCACACAAAAAAUAGAAACAAAUACAAUUUAAAGUAAUCUUUUCUUAAAAAAAAAAAAAAAAAAAAAAAAGUAACUGUACACGGCAGAAUACACCAUUUUUCGCAAACACCCCUUAGACCUCUUCAACUAUACACACACAUUAUUGCAGUUCACCUAAAAUAUGCAAAACUAAUCUUUUUAAACAAAAUUGAUCUUUCGUUAUAUUUUCUGUUCUUUAAAACGGUGGCUUGUAUACCAAUCUAAAGUUUCACCCUUUUGCAUUAGUGCCCUUGUGCAAAAGCAGAAACUGAAUCUCAUAUACUGAUUAUCUUAUUUUGGGCUUAAUGGAAACUAUAAAAGUGUGAACAAAUGAGGUGCUUGCAAAGAUACAAGGGGGUGGGAGAAGUAUUUGUCCCACAUGUAUCCAGAGGGACGUUAAAGCCAUUAAGGCAAUGCUGCAAAUAUCCAAAGUUGGCAGAAGUAGUAACUGUUCUAAUGAUCUAGGACCAGUUAUGGUUUCUCAUACAACAAAUAAGGCUGGAAUUUGGUGGGGAAAACAGUUCCUAAACCAGUGUCUAAUUCUAUAGAGGUUUCUCGGCUGUUGUUUUAAAGCCACAUAAUUCAUUUAUAGCUUUAAUUGUAUCAUACAUCUCAAUAGGACUUGCUGUGCAUCCAAAUCUGUACAAAAAUAAACCGAUAGUCUUGCUUUCUCAACCGUUACGAACAGAGAAGAGCAUAUAGUGCCAUCUACAAAUGCUUGAUAACGCAAUUACCUCCUUUUGUACUGAGUAAUAUUAUUACCACUGGUUUCUUAAGAAAAUCCUACACUUGGAGUACCACAUCAUCAUUCUACAAGAGUCCAGAAGCACUUCAGCUCUGUUAAUCACAGAGGAAGUGCAUAAUCAAGCAGAAAUAUAUAGAGAUAGCCAGGUUUGUCUGAAACUACAACAUAUUCAUUUCCAUUAGUCACUGAGGGGAUGUGAAACCAUCUUUCAUGAACAAGAGACACAUAAUCAAUCGCCUAGUGAAUCUUCCAUAGGCAUCGUAUUUGGAAUGAGUACAGCUCAAUGGGGGACCCAGCCCCAUUCGAAUAUUGCUAGAUAAGAACCAAAGCUCUGCCUUUAGUACAAGUGUCAGUUAUGAAUCAAUAAGUUACAUAUAUUAAGACUCCAUUAAAAGGACAGAUGGAAAAUGUAGAUCACAUAAGGCCCCAUCAUUGUAGGUUUCAUUCAGUCCUAUUGAAACCAGAUGAAUGGGAGGAAAAGGAACUUUAAUAUUGCUAUUAAACAGCACGACUGUUUUGCAAAGACAUACUUUUGAGUGUAUGGCAUAAACUAAACUAACUGAAAGAAGAAUACAGCAUCCAGAAGCACUCACUCACCCCAUGCUGCCACAAAUUUGAUCUGAAGGAAAUGUUACAAAGUUUCUGGGCGCUGCAGAAGGGUAAGACCAUCUCUUAAGUUUGAUCAUCUCACUCAAAACUAAAACUAGUCGAUUAAGUGGGGUCAGCAGCUGUUCUAAACUUAGCAGCCUUAUUUAAGAAGUGUAUUUUCUUUGAAACCUGCUCAAGGGCUUCAACCGGAACUCCUCCUUAAAGCUGCUGUGUGAUUGGGAAAUAAAGACCAUUUAUGGACAUUGUUCUCAGACACUCAAAAAUGUUUCAAGAAGCAAAACCAAUCAACACCCACCAAACUAUCGCUCAACACUAUCUGAAUGUAGAGCUGUUAACAAAAUCACUCAGCAUUGGUUCUUAAUUCUUGUCCUGCUGAUCCCCUGCUUUGUGCAUUUUGGAGGUCACCAUUAUUUAACACACCAGAUUCAGGAGCUGAUUAGGAGGGAGCUCUAUGAACCCUGGACCAAGAUUAAGAACCUCUGCACUUCAGUAUCUCCAAGUGUGAGCUACAGUACAAACGUUCAACAGCAUGGGCCGCAAAGGCGACCGCUUAACACCACUACAUGCAAACACAAUGCAUUAGUUUACAAGUCAGACUGGGAUGAAGUGUCAGUACUAGUAUACCUGUCUUGCUUAUGGUCAUCAUGUGCCAUUUUAGUUUAGUUUGUGAAAUUUUUACUCCGUUUUAAAACAAACAAUCAUUCGCGUUAUAAUCCAGAAAGCAAAUGUACUCAUUUCAAAGCAACAACAAAAAAAAAAGAGAGUGUAUCAUUUUCCUUCCCCAUCACUUCAGGAAGUGCACCACUUCUUUGUGCCAUUUUCUUGGAAUUUCAUUAAGCUACACAAUUUAAAGCUCACCGACGUAUAGAGAAAGCACAAAGGUAGAGCCAAAUCAGAGGCGUUUUUUUUUUUUUUUUUAAA